AUGAACCAACCUUUGCAGCCGCAGCUGAAACAGAUGAACCAGAAGCUGGAGGAUCUUUGCAGGCGUGUCCAAUAUCAGGAGUAUCUUGAGACUGCAAGGUCCUCCUCUCAGAGGCAGCAAGCCUUGCAGCAACCUUGCUUGGAGGAUCAGGUAAAGUGGCAAAGAUCCGAGAUCAAAAAGCUUCAAGAUGCUCACUCCAAACUUCAGGAGGCUCAAUCUGGCAUGACGGUGGAGAUCACAAACCUCAACCGUUGGGCAGGCCAGGUGAAUGCGCAGUUGCACCACCCGGAAGGCUCUAGGGUCAUCCAAAGGCUCCAAGCAGCCUCGGCAGAGCUGGAGGAAAAUCUCCGUGAGUAUCGAAGGAUUGACAGCAACAUCAAAGCUCACAAGGUCGAGAGCCAGCUGGGGGCUUUCAAUCCCGAGACGCUUCUGCAAUUCGUUCGAAACCAGAUAGACCAGAAGAUUGAACCCUGCAGGGACGACGUAAAGGAACUGCAAAAGCAGCUCCACAAGCUUGACGGUCUUGAGCAGCAGACUAAGAAGUGGGUGCCAGUUUCCAUGGAGUCACAACACAACGAGAUGGGGUCGAAGAUCGCUGAGAUGAUGAAGCAGCUUCAAAAAGUGGGUGGUCUGGAGGCGGAUUUGUCCCAGCACAAGGAGCAGCUUCAACGGAUCAGUGGUCUUCAGAUAAGUGUGCCACAGAAAGAGCUGGCAGGAACACUGAGAGGAGAAGUGGAACACUUAGCCACAAAGGUCGCCAAUCUGGAGAAGAGUCUUCAGAGAAGUGUUGAGACACAGAACGCCUUGGUGGCAAAGCAGGCGACUAAGCAGCAGCAAAGGACAGAUAUUCUCGAGAGAAGGAUACACACUCAAGAACAGCAGCUAGGAAGCCUGCAAGCCUCAAUGACAAAACAGACCGAGGAGCAGCCUCAGAGAGUGGAGAGCCUUGAGGCAAAAGCUUCCAUGCUGGAAGAGCAACUUCAAAAGAUCAAUGGUUUUGAGGCUGAUGCAGAAGCCCAGGGAAAGCUGCUGGAAAGGCUGAGUGCCUCAGUGGCAAGUCAGGACGCGAAGCACCUUCAAAAGAUGGAGAGUCUUCAGGCAGAUGUGACCCGGCAGGAAGAGCAGCUUCAAAAGAUCCGUGGUCUUGUGGCAAAUGCAGCAACCCAAGAAGGGCUUCAGCAGCAGCUAGAUGAGGUGAAGAAAACAGCGAGGAAACUUGCCCGAUUGUCCAAUGCUGGAAAAGAUCAGGGAAGUGCUGCAGAGAGCGUUGACCUCAAGAGCAAGUUUGAA
Molecule: messenger RNA, 1290 nt
Organism: Durusdinium trenchii
Lineage: Eukaryota; Dinophyceae; Suessiales; Symbiodiniaceae
Source: the annotation of a GenBank genome assembly